CCUGUACUAAGUCUGUGCUAGCUAAACUGAAAAGUGAAAACACACUUCGCCGCAUAGGUAUCAAUAAAUUAAUUUAUUCUCAAAACAGUAAAGUUAGAUUUUUUUAAUUUGAAUAAAAGGCAAUAAUUAAGUUAAUUAUUGUCUUUUUAAUCUGACAGCUUAAUUAGUUGUGACCAACAAUAGUUUAUAUUUUAAACUACUUGCGUAUGGGAUUGGCAGCACUCAUUGUCAGUUUUUAAUAUUAUCUAAGUUGUAAUAUUGGCAAUUUAUAUUUUUGAAAACAAACCCAAAAAAGGAUGGCUCGAGGACAUCAGAAAAUUCAAUCUCAAGCAAAAGCAGCAGAGAAGUUGUCAAAAUUGAAAAAACAACAAGGUCACAGUGCCACUGAUCAAAAGAAAGCAGCCCAGAAAGCUUUAGUUCAUGUGUGUGUUGUAUGCAAGGCACAAAUGCCGGAUCCGAAGACUUACAAGCAACACUUUGAAAACAAGCAUCCCAAAAAUGAUUUACCAGAAGAUUUAAAGGCAAUUUGAAAGUAGAUUACAAUCUGCUUUCUUUUUGUUUUUGCAUUUAAAUGUGAACGGAAUAAACAGAGUUUUUUUACAAUAAUAAAAGUGUAUUUUAGUAUUCUGUUGCACGGCUAGUGCUAUUAGUAUAGUGAUAUAAAAUCCAUAAGAUAAGCUUUAA
Molecule: messenger RNA, 684 nt
Organism: Pieris rapae (cabbage white)
Lineage: Eukaryota; Metazoa; Arthropoda; Insecta; Lepidoptera; Pieridae
Product: zinc finger protein 706
Exons: 3
Coding region: 297-530 (77 amino acids)
Source: RefSeq, a predicted model, not a curated record